AUGGAGACUUCAAUGGAAUCUCUAUUCUUUGAAACUUGUCACUUUUGCGACAAGGCUUUCACUCAGGGGACUGCCGCUUCAAUUGAGCACAGCCAGGGACCCAAUAGCCACUCCAUGAAUGACCUCAUUCCGUGGGAGAUCUUGGAUGUUCCUUUUGAGCUGGACGAGUUCGCAAGUGGCUUCAUCUCACCGCUGAAUACUUUCGUCACUAACACUUCUGGACUUAUGCCGACUUCUGUGGACGUAUUACCACUCAACAUAACAAGCGGUACUCAGAUCCAGUCGCGGCUAAGAUCGCUCAGCUCUAAAGGUGAUUUGACACGUGUAUCGAAACGUCUUUCAAGCCUACAGCACGCAUCACGAGUGAUCAUGCAGAUGCUCUACGCGUAUCCUCAAAUGAUGCUUCGCCGACAAACCUUCCCGCCAUUCAUCCACCCGCAUUGGCAUGAGAAAACCCUCCCCGAGACGCUGGGUAGUUGCAUCAGUCUUGCUCAGCUCUUUGCAGCACGAACGCCGGAAACUGAACCAUUCUUGUGGAGAAUUGUUGCUGUUGAGGAGGAGCGCUUUCGGGAAAAGUUGCAUGCCUUCUCUCCUCGUGAGGUGCAUUUGUGUCUGGAAGCUAUGAUUAUCUAUAUGAUGAUGUCGAUGAGCGAACCUGAUUCAGGAAGCAAUGGCCGGACAUCGAGGCUAUUCGAAACAGCAGAGCUUAUCGGAUCCCGGUUCCUCGAACUUGCGGGCAACUAUUCAACCUCGGAGCUUUCCGAACCAAGCUUGACCUGGCAAGAUUGGAUAUUCGCAGAAUCACGCCGCCGAAUGUCAUGUCUGUGGCUGAUAAUAGGCUGCGUAAUCACGGUUGAGAAUGGGAAGAAAUGCAGCGUGUGCAGCGACAUGUGUAGUCUUCCUCUCCCAUCUAGCAGGUUGCUCUGGGAAGCGAGAAGUCUUGAGGAAUGGCAGACGGAGAAGGCUUUCUUUGAUAUGAGCUGUCCUAUGACUACGUUGGGUGAGCUCGUUGAAGCGAAAGCAAACGCGGCAAACCCGGUUGAAGCGCAGAGGCUGCAGAACUGGGAGAUGGGGAGCGAUAAGAUGUCAGCCAUGUUGAAUAUUGCUGUUGAGUUUGUAUGGGGCAACGUUUUGUAA
Fusarium subglutinans is the source of this 1137-nucleotide messenger RNA. Its product is annotated as C6 finger domain protein. The transcript is spliced from 4 exons. The record is from RefSeq and is a predicted model, not a curated record. NCBI's taxonomy places the organism in Eukaryota, Fungi, Ascomycota, Sordariomycetes, Hypocreales, Nectriaceae. The coding region runs from base 1 to 1137 and encodes 378 amino acids.